AUGAACUUAAAUCUAUCUGAAUCAGAUCAAGCCAUUUUGGCUCAUCUUUGUGGAAUUCAUUAUGUGGAGCUAAUGCUUGAGUCCCUCUUAUUAUCUGAUGGUGCUUUCGUUGCUCAUUUUUCAUGGCACAUUCUUGCUUUUACUCUUCUUCUAGGAUUUUCUAAUUAUCAGUUUGUCACCCUGGAUUAUCUAGUCUCGUUUCUUCUCUUUUUGCCUGACUUGAAGCAGUAGUAUUUCUACUCUGUCCGAGAUAUGAUUCACUUGCUGGAUCUCACUAAAGGUGCUAAUCAUCCAUUGGCAGAAUAUUUCCACAAUAAGUUGGUGGAGACCAUUCAAUUCAUGGAAAUACUUAAUCUUAAGGACAGUGUAGAAAAGGACACUUUCUUCCGUAAGCUUCCAAAUCUUGCAGAGCAACUUCCUCGAGAAAUCGUGCUGAAGAAGUUACUUCCUCUGCUGGCUUCUGCAUUAGAAUUUGGUUCAGCUGCUGCUCCUGCUUUAACGGCGCUGUUGAAAGUGGGUUCUUGGCUUUCAACAGAUGAGUUCAGUGUCAAGGUACUGCCUACGAUCAUAAGACUUUUUUCCUCCAAUGAUCGGGCUAUCCGAGUUGGUCUUCUGCAGCACAUUGAUCAAUAUGGGGAGUCAUUAUCUGCACAAGUUGUUGAGCAAGUUUAUGCUCAUGUGGCUACUGGGUUCUCUGACACGUCUGCUUUUCUUCGGGAGUUGACACUUAAAUCUAUGCUUGUAUUGGCUCCUAAGCUCUCACAUCGCACGAUAUCGGGAUCUUUGUUGAAAUAUCUCUCUAAACUACAGGUUGAUGAAGAACCAGCAAUUAGAACAAACACCACUAUAUUGCUUGGAAAUAUUGCCAGUUACCUUAAUGAGGGAACAAGGAAAAGGGUGCUAAUAAAUGCAUUCACUGUUCGUGCCUUGCGUGAUACAUUUUCACCUGCCCGAGCAGCAGGUGUCAUGGCUUUGUGCGCUACCAGCUCUUACUAUGACGUGACUGAGAUUGCAACCCGCAUUUUACCUAAUAUAGUUGUACUUACCAUUGAUCCCGACAGUGAUGUUCAAUCAAACGCAUUCCAAGCAGUUGAUCAGUUUUUGCAAUUAGUCAAGCAGCACCAUGAGAAGACUAGCACUGGAGAUACCAGCACUGCAAGCAUGGGAACUUCUUCAAUGCCUGGAAAUGCGAGUUUGCUAGGUUGGGCUAUGAGCUCAUUGACUCUUAAAGGCGGUAAAUCCUCUGAGCAGAGUCCAAAUGCUCCAGCUUGUUCAACUGUGCCUCCUACUUCUGCAGUCCCCGAUGCUAGCUCAAAUAGUUCGGGUAUAACACAAAUUCAUGUAAGUUCUAGCAACGAUAUGACAGAUCAGCCUUUGCCAGUAUCCCCAACAUCAAAUGAUGGAUGGGGAGAACUUGAAAAUGGAAUUCAUGAAGGUCAUGACAAUGAUAAAGAUGGUUGGGAUGACAUCGAGCCCCACGAAGAGCCAAAACCAUCUCCCGCUCUAGCAAAUAUCCAAGCUGCUCAAAGACGUCCGGUCUCUCAACCAAAACUGCAAGUUACAGGUUUGCGAGGAAGCAUCACACCAAAGGUAACCAAAAAUGAAGACGAUGACCUGUGGGGAUCUGUACCUGCUUCUGCUCCUGCUCCAAGAACCAGUUCUCAGCCAUCAAGCUCUAGAGCAAGUAGACCAGUUGACGAUGAUGACCCGUGGGGUGCCAUAGCUGCCCCAGCUUCUUCAUCGAAGCCUUUGAACGUGAAAAAAGGCGGAGCACUUGAUGAUAAUGAUCCUUGGGCUGCUAUUGCAGCUCCUGUACCAACUGCUAAAGCCAGACCUUCAGUUGGCAGAGGCCGAGGAAACAAACCUACGGUUCCUAAAUUGGGUGCCCAAAGAAUAAACCGAACAUCAUCUGGAAUGUAGAUUACAAAAUCAAAACUAGGCUCAACAGUGAAAUAAGAUUUCACUAGUCUUGUAAAAUUUUCCCCUCAUCAUGUCAGUAAAAGUUCUAACUGAAAUAUAAUUGAGAGUUGUAUCUAUAUUCCCUUAGUCUGAACACUGUAUUCUUUGCGCAAAUUCAUUGUUGCAAUUCUUUGUAGUUCACGGAAGUCAUUACAUGCGAUUUCAACUUGAAUUAGCAAAUUUUUGUAUUAUUUUUUA
Molecule: messenger RNA, 2157 nt
Organism: Nicotiana tabacum (common tobacco)
Lineage: Eukaryota; Viridiplantae; Streptophyta; Magnoliopsida; Solanales; Solanaceae
Source: RefSeq, a predicted model, not a curated record